Camarhynchus parvulus is the source of this 2657-nucleotide messenger RNA. It is a transcript of the gene LRRC4, whose product is annotated as leucine rich repeat containing 4. The record is from RefSeq and is a predicted model, not a curated record. Gene Ontology annotation, cellular component: postsynaptic density membrane; glutamatergic synapse; plasma membrane. NCBI's taxonomy places the organism in Eukaryota, Metazoa, Chordata, Aves, Passeriformes, Thraupidae. Gene Ontology annotation, biological process: modulation of chemical synaptic transmission; postsynaptic density protein 95 clustering; excitatory synapse assembly. The transcript has a single exon. The coding region runs from base 193 to 2163 and encodes 656 amino acids. Gene Ontology annotation, molecular function: protein binding.
UAAUUUUUCCCUCCUCAAGCCCCGCUCCCCUCGGAGCCCCCCCCGCGACACCAGCACCCCGACCCCCCCCCUCCCCUCCGGCCGGGCCGGGCCCCCCAGCUCGUGGGAGCCGGGAGAGGGGGGGGCCCCGAGCCCGUUCUCCUGUUCUCGCCGCCAUCCCCAGACGAUGGUGAAUGAUGAACGUGCCACACCAUGAAGCUCUUGUGGCAGGUAACUGUGCACCACCUCCGCCGCCACCGCCGCCACCGCACCUGGCCGGGGCUCCUGGCCGCCUCCCUGACCCUGCACGCGUGGCUCCUGGCCACGGCCGCUGCCUCGCCGGGCCCCCAGAGCUGCCCCUCCGUGUGCUCCUGCAGUAACCAGUUCAGCAAGGUGGUGUGCACCCGCCGCGGCCUGGCCGAGGUGCCCCCCGGCAUCCCCUCCAACACCCGCUAUCUCAACCUCAUGGAGAACAACAUCCAGAUGAUCCAGGCGGACACGUUCCGCCACCUGCACCACCUGGAGGUGCUGCAGCUGGGCAGGAACGCCAUCCGGCAGAUCGAGGUGGGCGCCUUCAACGGCCUGGCCAGCCUCAACACCCUGGAGCUCUUCGACAACUGGCUGACGGUGAUCCCCAGCGGGGCCUUCGAGUACCUGUCCAAGCUGCGGGAGCUGUGGCUGCGCAACAACCCCAUCGAGAGCAUCCCCAGCUACGCCUUCAACCGCGUGCCCUCCCUCAUGCGCCUCGACCUGGGCGAGCUCAAGAAGCUCGAGUACAUCUCCGAGGGCGCCUUCGAGGGCUUGUACAACCUCAAGUACCUCAACCUGGGGAUGUGCAACAUUAAGGACAUGCCCAACCUGACGCCCUUGGUGGGCCUGGAGGAGCUGGAGAUGUCGGGCAACAACUUCCCCGAGAUCAAACCGGGCUCCUUCCACGGGCUCAAAUCCCUCAAAAAGCUCUGGAUUAUGAACUCGCAGAUCAACCUGAUCGAGCGCAACGCCUUCGACGACCUGACGGCGCUGGUGGAGCUCAACCUGGCCCACAACAACCUGUCGUCCCUGCCCCACGACCUGUUCGCCCCGCUGCGCUACCUGGUGGAGCUGCACCUGCACCACAACCCCUGGGACUGCGACUGCGACAUCCUCUGGCUGUCGUGGUGGCUGCGGGAGUACAUCCCCACCAACUCCACCUGCUGCGGCCGCUGCCACGCCCCGCUGCACAUGCGGGGCCGCUUCCUGGUGGAGGUGGACCAGACCUCCUUCCAGUGCUCGGCGCCCUUCAUCAUGGACGCGCCCGCGGACCUCAACAUCUCGGAGGGGCGCGUGGCCGAGCUGCGCUGCCGGACGCCCUCCAUGUCCUCAGUGCGGUGGCUGCUGCCCAACGGGACGGUGCUGAGCCACGCCUCGAGCCACCCGCGCCUCUCCGUGCUCAACGACGGCACCCUCAACUUCUCGCACGUGCUGCUGACCGACACCGGCCUCUACACCUGCAUGGUGACCAACGUGGCCGGCAACUCCAACGCCUCGGCCUUCCUCAACGUCAGCACGGCCGAGCUCAACACCUCCAACUACAGCUUCUUCACCACCGUCACGGUGGAGACCACCGAGAUCUCCCCCGAGGACGUGUCCCCCAAGUUCACCAAGCCCGUGCCCACCACGUCGACGGGCUACCAGCCGGCCUACACCACCACCACCACCGUGCUGGUGCAGACCACGCGCCCGCCCAAGCAGGUGGCCGUGCCCACGGCCGACGCUGGCGACAAGCUGCAGACCAGCCUGGAUGAGGUGAUGAAGACCACCAAGAUCAUCAUCGGCUGCUUCGUGGCCGUGACGCUGCUGGCCGCCGCCAUGCUCAUCGUCUUCUACAAGCUCCGCAAGCGCCACCAGCAGCGCAGCACCGUCACCGCCGCCCGCACCGUGGAGAUCAUCCAGGUGGACGAGGACAUCGCGCCAGCCACCGCGGCCACGCCCGCGGCCGCCCCGGCCGGCGGGGCAGGGGAGGGGGCCGUGGUGCUGCCCAACAUCCACGAGCACCUCAACUACAACACCUACAAGGCCGGACACGGCGCCCACUGGACAGAGAACGCGCUGGGCAACUCCCUGCACCCCCCUGGGACCACCCUGGCUGACCCCUAUUUAAUCCAGACCCACCCCAAGGAGAAAGUUCAGGAAACCCAGAUAUGACUCUUUUUUGGGGGCUUUUUCCUGCUUUUUUUUGGGUCGUUGUCCCCCCCCCUUCCAACCCUGGCCCCGAAUUAUUAUAAACGCAAUAGAUGCACAAAAGCAGAACUCCAAAAAGAAGGAAACCCAGGAGAAUUCCUCAAUACUAAGGAAAACCAGGAGAAUUCCUCAAUAAUAGACACAACUUUUGUACAGGGGGGGGGAGAGACUCUUUUUCGUGUACAUGCUUCUAUAGCCAACCUCGGGGCCGAGAAGAGCAGCAGAUUCUAUUAAAAUUUAACGAAACCCACCCAAAACUCCUACAAAAAACCACUAUUUUCUAACUCGCAGGUUCUAUUUAAACACAAAAAGAAACAAACCAGGAGAAACAGAGGAGGAAAAAAAUAAUCGGUAAUAAGAGAAAAAAUCCCCGUGCUCGGGGACGAGCGGCGGUGCCGUGGCGCGGGGGGACGCGGGGGACGCCGGAGCGGUGGCAGAAGCUGUCGGGGUGUUUUUGG